Procambarus clarkii (red swamp crayfish) is the source of this 357-nucleotide messenger RNA. RefSeq names its product seminal vesicle major clotting proteins-like. Lineage: Eukaryota; Metazoa; Arthropoda; Malacostraca; Decapoda; Cambaridae. The record is from RefSeq and is a predicted model, not a curated record.
AUGGCGGGAAAAUCAGAUAUGGCGGGAAAAUCAGAUAUGGCGGGAAAAUCAAAGAUGGCGGGAAAACCAAAGAUGGCGGGAAAACCAAAGAUGGCGGGAAAACCAAAGAUGGCGGGAAAAUCAGAGAUGGCGGGAAAAUCAGAGAUGGCGGGAAAAGCAGAGAUGGCGGGAAAAUCAAAGAUGGCGGGAAAAUCAAAGAUGGCGGGAAAACCAGAUAUGGCGGGAAAACCAGAUAUGGCGGGAAAACCAGAUAUGGCGGGAAAACCAGAUAUGGCGGGAAAACCAGAUAUGGCGGGAAAACCAGAUAUGGCGGAAAAACCAGAUAUGGCGGGAAAUUCAAAGAUAUCGGGAAAAUAA